Acaulospora colombiana is the source of this 245-nucleotide messenger RNA. The record is from the annotation of a GenBank genome assembly. Lineage: Eukaryota; Fungi; Glomeromycota; Glomeromycetes; Diversisporales; Acaulosporaceae.
AAACCCCUGAAGUUGUCUUCGACAUGCGAACGCUCUUGAACGGAGAAAUGCCAGCAAUCUUUAGGGAGCUAAAAGCUGUGUCCAUUCCAGAUGGUACUGCUCAGCCGUGGAUUGCACACUGGGACAGGGAACUUUACUCUGUCGGUCGCCCCAUUGACAUUCGAUGGAAAGAGACGGGUCACUCUCCUGAACCACCUCCACACACUCCUUUACCUUCUACAUCGAAUGUAGAUCCACCCGAGUAG